AUGUUUCUUUCUCUAGUUUUAAUUGAACUUUAUUCUUCUUUUUCUUUUUUCUUUUUCUUCUUCUCUUUCUUCUUUUUUCAUUCUUCUUCUCAUUAUUAUUAUUUUUUCUUAUUUUUCUUCAUCUUUUUGUUCUUUUUUCUUUUUAUUCCUCUUCUUCUUCUCCUUCUUCUUCUUCUUAUUUUUCUGCUUCUUCUUAUUUUUGAUGAACGAGCUUUGUUUUUACUUGCCCCUCUUCGCUUUGUUAAUUCCUCCUUUCUUCCUCUUUUUCUUUUUCUUCUUCUUUUUCUAUCUCUUCUUCUUCCAUUUCUUUCUAGAUUUAUUUUUAUUUGCUUUUCUUCGCUUUUGUUAAUUUCUUCUUUUUUCUUCUUCUUCAUUUUUCAUCUUGCUUUAUCUUCUUCUUUUUCCUCUUCUUCUUCUUCUUCUUCUUCUUCUUCUUCUUAUUAUUAUUAUUAUUAUUAUUAUUAA
Acanthosepion pharaonis is the source of this 465-nucleotide messenger RNA. The record is from the annotation of a GenBank genome assembly. Lineage: Eukaryota; Metazoa; Mollusca; Cephalopoda; Sepiida; Sepiidae.